Messenger RNA from Colletotrichum abscissum, 216 nucleotides. RefSeq lists its product as uncharacterized. Gene Ontology annotation, biological process: proton motive force-driven mitochondrial ATP synthesis. The transcript is spliced from 3 exons. Gene Ontology annotation, cellular component: mitochondrial inner membrane. The record is from RefSeq and is a predicted model, not a curated record. The coding region runs from base 1 to 216 and encodes 71 amino acids. Gene Ontology annotation, molecular function: proton-transporting ATP synthase activity, rotational mechanism. NCBI's taxonomy places the organism in Eukaryota, Fungi, Ascomycota, Sordariomycetes, Glomerellales, Glomerellaceae.
AUGGUCUUCGCCUGGAAAGCCGCCGGUAUCACCUACAACCGCUACCUCGCCGUCGCCUCGCGCGUCGUGCGCCGCAGCUUGAAGGAGGACAAGAGACUCAUUGCUGAGCGUCGUGGAGAGAUGGAUCUCCGUUUCGCCAAGUGGGAGAACGGCAAGCAGGGCGAGGUCAAGAACCUUGCUGAGGCCACCGUCAACGCUCCUCCCCCUUCUUCGUAA